Caenorhabditis bovis is the source of this 870-nucleotide messenger RNA. The record is from the annotation of a GenBank genome assembly. NCBI's taxonomy places the organism in Eukaryota, Metazoa, Nematoda, Chromadorea, Rhabditida, Rhabditidae.
AUGGACAUCGACUCAAAGAUCAAGGCGUACCGUUUCGUUGGUUACGCGGCUCUCACCUUCUCAACGAUCGCAGUUUUGUCGGUGUGCGUCACCUUGCCAAUGGUGUACAACUACAUUCACCAUGUCCGUCGCACCAUGCACCACGAAAUCAUCGAGUGCAAGGCUGAGGCCAAAAAGCUUUGGGGAGACGUCUAUGCCAUCCCAGACCUUAUCGGCGGAGCUCGCAACCGUACCGCUCGUCAGGUGAACGGGCAGUGCGAGGGUUGCUGUCUUCCAGGAGCUCAGGGACCACCAGGAGCUCCAGGAAGCACAGGACGACCAGGAAAGCCUGGAGCGCCGGGACUCAACGGAAAUCCAGGACGUCCACCAAAGGAGCCAUGUGAGCCAAUCACUCCACCACCAUGUAAGCCUUGCCCUGAGGGACCACCAGGACCAGCCGGACCUCCAGGACCAGCUGGAAACAAGGGACCACUUGGACCACCAGGACCACCAGGACCUCCAGGAGGCCCAGGAAUUCCAGGAAACAAGGGACCAUUGGGACCACCAGGACCAGGAGGAAAGCCAGGACCAGCCGGACCACCAGGAGAGAACGGACGAAACGGAGAGCCACAGCCGGGAUCACCAGGAGAGCCAGGACGUCCAGGACAGCCAGGGCCACGUGGACCAGCUGGAGAACCAGGAAAGGAUGGAGCUCCAGGAGCGCCAGGAGAGAAAGGAGCUCCAGGAGAGCCAGGACAGCCAGGACGCGACGGACAGCCAGGACAUCCAGGUCAGCCAGGAAAGGAUGGCCAUCCAGGAGAGAAGGGAGUCUGUCCAAAAUACUGCGCUCUCGAUGGAGGAGUCUUCUUCGAGGAUGGAUCGCGUCGUUAA